Impatiens glandulifera is the source of this 1229-nucleotide messenger RNA. Its product is annotated as zinc finger protein 4-like. The record is from RefSeq and is a predicted model, not a curated record. The coding region runs from base 238 to 879 and encodes 213 amino acids. The transcript has a single exon. NCBI's taxonomy places the organism in Eukaryota, Viridiplantae, Streptophyta, Magnoliopsida, Ericales, Balsaminaceae.
AAUUAUAUAUAUAUAGUGGCAAACACUAUGAAUUUUUUGCCCUAUUUGAAUAGUUGCAAACUCACAUCAGCCAAUAUUUCCUUUCCCUAAAAAGAUGUACACAACCACCGUUAUUGUCCCCACAUGAGAUAGUAGAUCAGUUUUUGCACAAGGUCAUCCACUGAAUCUUGUAAUAACUUCUUAUUCCCAUAACAACUAGAUAGAGAGAGGAAUAGAGAUCUAGGCUUUUGCCCGGAAAUGGUCUCAGAAACAGAGGAGGAGAAUCAUCAAUUUUUAGCCAAUAAUCAUAAUCAUCAUCAAGAAAAUAUUGAAAGAGAUACUACUACUAGCAAAGAUGAUGAUCAUGGUAAUAAUAAUAUGGGUAAUUGGCUCAGUCUUGGUAUUAAUCAAAGAGAUGAUCAUAUGCUCAUCCUUCAACAACAACAUCAAAAUCAACAUCAACACCAUCAUCUUCAUCUUAGGCGACCUCUCAAGAACAAACUCUUUUCUUGUAAUUUCUGUCUUAGGAAAUUCUAUAGUUCUCAGGCCUUGGGAGGCCAUCAAAAUGCGCAUAAACGAGAAAGAGGAGCUGCAAAGAAACACUACCAGUCGAUGAGGAUCCCCGUGGCUAGUACAACCUUUCAUAAUUUCCCAACUCCAUUUGGGCGGUCACUUGGUGUUGAAGCUCAUUCUACCGGUCACAUGGCUCCGAACAAAGAAGGGUCGAGUCCACAGACCAAAACUACUCUCGGGUCUGGGGUUGGAGUUGGUUGGAAUUCUUGCACUGAUGAAGAGGAAAGGGUUGUUUGGCCAGGCAGUUUUUUCGUUGAAGGUUCGUCUAAUGUCGAUGCUCAAGAAGUCUAUGACUCGCGUCAAAUCGAUCUAAACCUCCGGUUGUAAAGGCAAUAAUUUUUUUGAGUUUUGCUUGCUUUAUUUUUGUUAAAUUACAUGUUUGAUAAUGCCCCUUUUCUAAAUUUUGCUGUGGACAUGCUUGAUUUCUUUUUUACUUUUUAAGGGAAAUGGCAGCUUAGAUGACAUGAUGAGAAGAACCGAUCAAUUUGCAAGAGUUGAAUCUACUAAUUUGUGCAGUGUUAUGUAUCAUAUGUAAAUAUACAUAUAUAGUCCAUUUCUUGAAUCUGGUAUAAGUCAAAGAUAUAAGCUGUAAAUUAUGAUUUAUGUCCAUCGACUAAAAUGUUAGUGACAAUGAAGGGGACUGGUUACUAUUUACUUGCGAACCCUCAAUUUAUAUG